Pungitius pungitius (ninespine stickleback) is the source of this 1230-nucleotide messenger RNA. RefSeq names its product histone H2B-like. The coding region runs from base 17 to 394 and encodes 125 amino acids. Gene Ontology annotation, cellular component: nucleosome. Lineage: Eukaryota; Metazoa; Chordata; Actinopteri; Perciformes; Gasterosteidae. The transcript has a single exon. Gene Ontology annotation, molecular function: DNA binding; protein heterodimerization activity; structural constituent of chromatin. The record is from RefSeq and is a predicted model, not a curated record.
GGAAACACUCGGAACCAUGCCUGACCCACCCACCGUCAAAGCGCCCAAGAAAGGCUCCAAGAAAGCCGUGUCCAAGGCUGUCACCAAGGGCGGCAAGAAGAGGAGAAAGUCCAGGAAGGAGAGCUACGCCAUCUACGUGUACAAGGUGAUGAAGCAGGUCCACCCCGACACAGGCAUCUCCUCCAAGGCCAUGGGCAUCAUGAACUCGUUCGUGAGCGACAUCUUUGAGCGCAUCGCCGGUGAGGCCUCUCGUCUGGCUCACUACAACAAGCGCUCCACCAUCACCUCCAGGGAGAUCCAGACCGCUGUCCGCCUGCUGCUGCCCGGCGAACUGGCGAAGCACGCCGUGUCUGAGGGAACCAAGGCCGUGACCAAGUACACUAGCUCCAAGUAGACCUCAUCUAGAACACCAACCCAAAGGCUCUUUUAAGAGCCACCCACUUCUUCUGAAGACCAUUUCCUAAUGUCUCUAUCAAUAAAUCUAUAUUGUUAUAUUAACAUUCAAUGGAAAAAAGUGUAGGAUUGCGAUACAAUUUUUGAGAAGUAACUGCCAUCUUAGUGGUAAAAUAACAAGUGACUUGGAGAUAUGGAGAGACAAAAGCAGAGGGACAAACGUCUGUAUAGACUCAAGGAGACUGAAUGGCCUCCAGGGCCAGUGGGAUGUCAACAGAUUUUAUUUUGAUAUUCUGUUCAACGUGCUAAUCUCUGUGAUGAAGUUUGCAGAAGUCUUGUUAACUGAUGUUUGAGAUGUGUUGAUAAUCUGGUUUUAAGAUCUGUUUUUUUUUUCUUCACAAAUUCAUCUGAUGUUUAAACUUGUGUCUUGCCCAAGUUCCCCAAAACAUGUUGGUGUGAAAUCCACACAUCAAUACUGUUGAAUAGAUUCCUUCAGACUUUACUGAAUUGAGGGAAUUGCUAUUUUUUUAAUAUUUGCUUGUGUAAAGUGAUCAACACACCAUGUAUAACAAAUUAUUUCCUGUUUUACAGAUUUUGAAAUGGAACAGUAAUUUGUACCUUGGAAGAAUUGUGAUUUGAUAAUUCCUCCUUUAUAAUGGGUUCUUGAACAGAUCACUUAAUGCCGUGUGUCACAUCGACAUCUUCCUGGAGGUGAAACAGUGGCAUUUGUCUGUUCACAUAUGAUGUAGUUUUAUAUAGCUACAACGAUCAGAUCCUCAAAAGGCUACAUCACACAUGAUGUAUGCAAACAAAGAAGCAGAGAUACAUCUUUUAAUC